AGAGAUCACUUCCGCCCACAGUAAUCAUGGCGGCUCCAAGUAGAAGACAAGCGUUGAGGUUCAUCGCGCAGUUCGGAGCCUUUAUUCUGACCCGGUUCGGUUUCUGGAACUGUUUCAGCAUGCUGAUGCUUUUCGCCGAGCGGGCCGAUGUGAAACGGAAGCCAGAUAUCCAGGUGCCGUACCUGUACUUUGACAUGGCAGCAGCAGUGUUGUGUGCCAGUUUCAUGUCUUUCGGGGUGAAGAGGAGAUGGUUUGCACUCUGCGCCGCACUGCAGUUGGCUUUCAGCACGUACGCGUCCUACAUCGGUGGACACGUCCAUUACGGAGACUGGUUAAAGGUGAGGAUGUACUCGAGGGUCAUGGCUGUUAUUGGAGCUUUUCUAGUGCUGGCCAGUGGAGCAGGAGAAGUCUACAGGCAGAAACCACGUACACGCUCGCUACAGUCCACUGGCCAAGUCUUUUUAGGAAUCUACUUAAUCUGCGUGGUUUACUCCCUCCAGCACAGUCAGGAGGACAGACUGGUGUACCUGGACCACAUCCCCGGUGGUGAGAUCACCCUUCAGCUCCUGAUCAUUCUCUUUGGUGUGCUUGCUCUCUCCUUCCUCUCGGGCUACUACGUGCGUUUAGCCUCUCAGAUAUUAGCUGUGCUGCUCCCGCUGAUCAUUCUGUUCAUCGAUGGAAACCUCGGCUACUGGCACCACACGCGCCGCGUCGAGUUCUGGAACCAGAUGAAGCUGAUCGGACACAACGUGGCCAUCUUCGGGGCUGUGCUCAUCCUCGGGACAGACGGCUAAACAGGCGAGAAGCGAACAUCAGCUUAGUGGAUUAGAGCUACAUCCAAACUACAUAGAACUGCACUGUGCUAAAUGUCAAAAUAGUGUAUCAGCUCUCGACUUCUACAGCAUCCAAACGUGUAAGAGAUGAACUGCAGAGAUGGUUGUGUAUCUGAUAUUAUUCCAUAUGCUGGUGUGUGGGUUUGUACUUGGAUGCUGAAGAGAUGACAUGCUAUUUUCCCCACAUACUGUUUUCAGCUCAUGUUAAUGUCGCCUGUUUCUCAGGGUCGAAUCGGAAGUCUAAAGGCAAAUGAUUUACGAAUCCAGUUAAACGAUAGAGAGAUUUCACACUGCUACAAUUCUGCCACCUUAUUUAAAGAAAAGUCCGAUUUAAAACCGGCGAUCGAACCUUAAGACACUGUUUACAUUUCAUUUCAGCUUUUUACUAUUAUUAUUAUUAUUAUUAUUAUUUAAAUGUACGAUUUUCAACAAUGUUGGAUUAGAAUUCGAGUCUGUUUAAAAGGCUGUUUUGCUGUUUCUAAUGCUGUAUAAUAUGUUAAAACAAAAAGAGGGGAAUGUUUUGUUUUGUUUUUUUGUCAGCUUUCUGAAGCAAUUCCAAGACUGCUCCAUUCCUGGCAGCUCACAGUACUACAUUCUUUCUUAAUGAAAUAUCAUUGCAUUUAUUAAACAG
This is a messenger RNA of Hemibagrus wyckioides, 1464 nucleotides long. RefSeq names its product transmembrane protein 101 (gene tmem101). The transcript is spliced from 4 exons. NCBI's taxonomy places the organism in Eukaryota, Metazoa, Chordata, Actinopteri, Siluriformes, Bagridae. The record is from RefSeq and is a predicted model, not a curated record. The coding region runs from base 27 to 794 and encodes 255 amino acids. Gene Ontology annotation, biological process: positive regulation of canonical NF-kappaB signal transduction.